Molecule: messenger RNA, 4917 nt
Organism: Magallana angulata
Lineage: Eukaryota; Metazoa; Mollusca; Bivalvia; Ostreida; Ostreidae
Product: dixin-like
Exons: 17
Coding region: 455-2848 (797 amino acids)
Biological process (GO): canonical Wnt signaling pathway
Cellular component (GO): cytosol
Molecular function (GO): protein binding
Source: RefSeq, a predicted model, not a curated record
UCCUUUCAUUUUGCUCACAGAGAAAUGGGAAAUCGUAAUAUGCCCCCCGGAUUAUUCUUGUUUAUGGCACCAGGUCAGUGAGAGUGGCCGUCGGUCGAGUGGAUACAUUUUGAUUGUUUUAUGGGAGACCUUCGGUCAGUGCGCACAUGUGUAAAUAGUAUACUUCGUGUUUAUUCCUUACAGUCACUUUAAAUAGGACAGUUUAUUGCAAAAAUGUCUUCUUUUCAGAGAUUGUUGGUAUAAUUACAUCAGUGAUGUUUGUGUGUUCAGGGGAUUAUUAGACUUGUCAGUUACGCCGGCUUCUGGAUUUUGAUUUACUGUGAGGUUCUCUUGUACACACACUGGAGUAGAUUUUUAUCUAGAGAAUUUAAUGUGAUGGUCAUUCAAGAGGAAUUAUUCUAAUCACCACCAAAGAUACUGGAUAUCUUUGCCUAUAACAGUGUGUCUUGAUCCAAUGGAGAGGAUAUCCGUCAUGUCUUACGGAGAAAAACAAAUGGGAUCACCGCUAUGUCCAAACAAUCCGGACUUUCGCCGGGGUGACGGCAGUUAUAACAAUCUGUUACAGAGGAGUCCGAAACCUCUCAACUCCAGUUUGGAAUCUCGGCUGUCUCCACGUGUUAAAGUCGGCGUGGAAUUAUCUAUUCUUAAAUCAAACUCCCCCAUGGCGAGGGAUAACAAAAUGAUCACAGGGGGUCAUUACAGAGGGGGUUCCGAUCUCUCUUCUACCCACGGGCCUCUUCCAUCCACCCCUUCAAUCACAGACACAGAAUCGGACUCCAAUGGAAUGUCUAAUUCAAAUUACGAUCAAAGGAAGAACCAGCUGCAUGCUUAUGUAGCAUGGGUAAACUCACAGUUAAAGAAGAAGCCGGGAGUGAGGCAGAUCGAGGACCUCCGUAAUGACAUGAGGGAUGGGGUGGCCAUAGCAGAGCUCAUUGAGAUUGUUUCGGGUGAACAUUUGGGUGGAAUACACAGCUGUCCGUCCUCUACAGCAGAAAUGAGAGAGAAUGUGGACAGAGUGCUGCAGUACAUGGCUGCCAACCGUAUCCGCAUGCAUCACACAAACGCCAAAGAUAUUGUGGAAGGCAAGUUAAAGAGCAUUAUGAGGCUGAUUUUGGCUUUAGCUGCUCAUUUCAAACCUCAGUGUGUCAAACAUUCCACUCACCAAAGACGGCUGUCGGGAUCUGCCAUGACCGGUCUUGUUCAGGGAGCUUCUGCAGCUUUGACGGAGGCUCGCAGAAAUGCAGCAAAGGCCGGUAAUAGCUUCAGACGCAACCGACCACCUACUAACUAUGCUGAUCGCAGGAAAACGUAUCAUGGCAGUAGUUCUGACCAGUUCAGUGAUUCAGACCAGAGUUUUGGGGACCAGCAGAAGACCCUAUUGGGUCGAGAUGAGGGGGAUGGAGCCAGUGCAGACAAGAGUCCCCUAUCUAGUGCACGUAUACCCAGCACCCUGACCCAGCAUCCAGCGGCAAGGGGAAUGUCAUCCUCACUCUCCAAAAGUCAUUCCUCAGACCAAAUAUCAGGUAUUUGGCAAAGAGCAAAGGACAGUGGAACCGAGUUAGAGGAUUCUGGGUCCAACUUAGUCGAGCGUUCUCAUUUUGAUGACUUGGUGACGGAGUACAUUGAUGUGUAUGAGGAUAUGAAACAUACCAAAGAUGAUUUACUGAAACUACAGGACCUGUUACUGUGUGGGGAACCACCAGACGGGGAGGAGGGAGACAAGUCUGUGUUGAUGGGGUCUAGUCCAGAGGAGCAAAUUGCAAUAUUAAAGAGUCAGCUGUUACAGUCUACAAUAAUACAGAAUGAUUUACGAGAGGACCUGUCUCGGACGAAGAAUGAGUGUAUGCUACUACAGGGAAACAAGGGGGGAAUACAGCAGAGGUUAACAGAACAAGAUGAGACGAUCAACCAACUGAAGCAAGAAAUAUUACGGAGAGAUUUUGACAAGCAAAACUCAGAAUUAGAAAAGAUUGAAUUACGAAAGAAUAUGCAAGAAAGAGACAAAUCAGUUUUAGAUUUAAAGAAAGAGAUGGCCAGAAGAGACCAGCGGAUAGACCAGCUCCAGAAUGAGCUACAGAUGCAGAUCCAGGAGAAAGAGUCCAUUACCAGGGCCCUGAAACAGCAGAUCUCCGAGCUACACGACCGGCUGAGGGUUGUAGGGGAACAUGGGGCCACUUUAAAGGCCAGAGUUGCAGUGCAAGACAAAAGAAUGGCAAAGUUAGAAGGAAAGAUUUUGUCAUCUUCUGAUCGGGAUUCCUCCGUUUCCUCACAGGGCAGUGUAGAUGAUCUCCAGGUGGUGAAGGAUUCACUAAGCAGUUUACGGGUGUGUUUUAAGGGAGGGGACCCACAACUCCACACGCUGGACACCCUGGAACACAGUGUCUCAGCUCUUCUAGAGAAAAACCAACAAAACAACAGUACAUCAAGUAAUGGAAGCCAUCAGAAUUCCUACAGCAGCAAUUCAUCGCGGCGAAUGAACUUUGACUGUACGGGUGAUGUACGGAGAUCCCCUAUCACAGCCAUACCAGGUAGUACAAGUUUCUCAGUCAAUCAAUUAGAUGGACCACCUAAUGGAAACAUAGGAAAGGGCCAGAACUCCACCAAAGUGCUCUACUUCACGGACAAGACAGUCAAUCCUUGCAUGUGUACAAUCCAGAAAAGACUAGGGGAAAUAACUCUGAAAGACUUUAAACAAAUCCAUGAUAAGAGUUCAGGAAACUACCGAUAUUCUUUCAAAGCUCUGGACCCGGAGUUUGGAACAGUGAAAGAGGAAGUGAUGAAUGACGAUGACAUUAUUCCUGGUUGGGAAGGGAAAAUUGUCGCAUGGAUUGAAGAAGACACCGGAUAGCAGCCGAGUGAGAAGACAGAUUCUAUAAUGGCUAUCGUGUUCUUGUGAUACCUCAGCUUUCUCGUCUAUCCUGCCUAUGUUUGUUGAUCCUUAAACUUUGUUAUGUUUUAUUUGUGCUCUUUUACUGUUAUCAAAGCAAGUCAUGCUUUGAGAUUUUGGGCUCAAUGGGCAAAAUAUUUUGCUAAUCAUAUUUGUUGUGAAGGUUAUCAAUGUCAAAGGUUUUUAUAUGAGACAAGUGCUUCCAGAAAAGAAGCAUAUAAUUACAUGAAAAGCAUGUCUCAUUAUUGCAGAAAGUUAUCUUGGGAAAGGAAGAGGGGAGGUUACAUAUUUUCAUUCGUAUUCAAAGAACUGUUUGCAUUUUUUUUUUGUAAUUUUUAAAUUGAAACAAAAUGUAUAGCAAACGAUCUGAUGUCUCUGGAUCUGAACAAUGCAUAUUUGCAUAAACAUGUUUUCAUUUGUCUCAUUUUGAUUGUAUUUUUAUUUUGUGAUUGCUUUAUUUUUGCAACAACCAGGAAAUAGAAAUGGUUUUAUUUUUGAAUACGAUUGUUUAUAUUUUUUCUUUAAUUACGAUUUAUAUGAUAUAUACAAUUCAGAAAGUAUUGUAAAGGAUAGUUUGCAAAAAGAAUGGCAUCUUGAGAAAUAUAUAAUUUAUAGUACUGUACUUUGGUUUAAACAUGUUUGUAAGAUAGACAUUAAAAUGUAAAGGGCAAAACAUUAUGAUGUAAACAGACAUGAUAUUUAUUAUUUUUUCGGGUAUUGACAUAAUUAUGUCUUUUUGUGCAAUAAUGAUAUUUUUUGGCAUGUGACAAGGCAGACAGUGUUAACACUAAUUCCGAGUUAAAAUGUUGUCCAUCCUCAUCGUUUCUUGGAACUUUGUUUCUUGGUUCUAAGAAGUUUUCCUGUACAUGACCGUGUGAAGUAGACAAAAGGCAUAAGAUUGGAUAAAGUUUGAUACCUUUAUACAUACUUUUGAUUGUAAAUUGUCUUAUUAUUUAAUUUUCAUUUAAUUAAGGUGUCUCAAACAGUUAGUCCAUUCUCUUUUUUGGUCUGUGAUACUUAAGUCGUCAGCUGCUAAUCAUAUUAUUCAGACACUAUUCGAAUCAUUGCAAUGAUUCACUCAUACAUAGCAAAAAUGAAACCUACAUGUAUUGUACUUAGAUUUAAAAUGGCAGAAACAGCAGCAAUUAUCUGGAUAGUCUUAUUGAUCAAAUUUCAUCGACAGUUAGAUUUCAGUGUAUUAUUCACAUUUUUUUAUGAAAUUUACGACAAUUCAUUUUUAUCUGACAGUUUUUUUUCAAACAUUCCCAAAAUGGAUUGCAUUAUAACAAUACAGAAAACUUAAGGUAUGGUUUGUUACUAAAAAUGCUACUACCAAAAUAUCACUAUACCAAUACACGUACAUAUAUACAUUUAGGAUUUUUUGCUAAUAUUUAGUACCUUAAUAUUUUGACUCUUGUUGCUUGUUUGUUAUAAAUUCAUGUUUUCCAAUCUAGUCCACAAUUUUACAGUGAGAGUGUUUUACUUUGUCAGGGAUCCGGACAUUCCUUGUUAAAUAUGAAAACUGCAUUCAGUUCAGUAACAUUCCUUAAUAACUGGCAUUUACAGUGUAUUUUUUGUGUAAGAACACUUGUUUUUGCUGUUACUCCCUUUUUCUACAACUAAAUAUCUGUUAGGAAUCAAGUGAUUUUUUUUUUCAUUUACAUGAAAUCCUAUUCCUUUUUUCUUUUCUUUUCUUUUUUUUUUUUUUUUUUUUUUGAGCUCUGUAUUUUUCACUGUUCAUAGAUAUUUGUCUCAUUCCUCAUCAGGGUGGCUUUUGAAUUUUAGAUGUCCACCCCAAAGAAAGAAUGCUUUCUGAAGACAUUUACAUACAUGAAUGUUUACAUUUAUUCUGUGUGUGUUGUAUAGUGAUCAUCAGUAUUGCCUGGUCUACACAAUUUUAUGCAGACAUCAUUGCCUAAAGAUUAUAUUAUACUGCCUUACAAUAAACAAUUGAGCAUGCAAGAACAUGAGAAAGGUUCUUUUUCUGGUUAUUUUUUUGCAUUUGUGAAUAAAUGUGGAAGGAAGUUACA